AUCGAUAUUGCAUCAGAACCGCCACCUUCACGUCCGAUCCAUGGCACAUGAAGGUGCUCCGCGACCCAGCCAUGUCGCAUCUCGGUCAAUCAGCGGUUCACAGCCAGGUCUUCUUGACCCUUCACAAACCGCUCGACUUCUUCGGCUGCCUGGAACGAUACUUUCUUUUGCAGCUUUCCAUCCUCGCGUGGCAUCCAGCGAAAUCCGUAUAGAUGUCGAUAAACUGUCCCUGAAUGAGGAAUUGUAUCGACCCAAACGCGUCGUCAUCGAGACUCUGCCCGACGGUGACAGUUUCUGGAGAUUCGUACCCAGAGCGAGGAGAGGAAUAAGUGUGGAAGAUGAAGGAGCGUGGCCAAGAGUUAUCAAUAUCUGCGGAGAGCUCAUAGAGUGUUCACAAGACCAGUGGGACAUCUAUAAACUUGAUCCUGAGUAUGAUUGCUACGUGCAAGCCAGCCCAGAAAUAACUAUCGUCACCCGAAAGGAGCCGCCUCCAACCACGUCGCAAAACCCAUCAAACUCUCAAUCCGCUUCAUCUAGCUCAUCCGGCCACCGCUUCAAGCGCCGGCUCUCGCCACCCUUGUACACAGACCAGGACACAAUUCCAACCAAAAAGCGGCGUCAGGCUGUUGAUGAUUUCAGCUCUAGCGACGACGAAAGCGAAGUUGAGAUUUUGAUAAAUUCUUCUCGACCCCGCCCUCCACGUACCAGCACCUUGAACACGCGGCCUCCUGCACGUCGAAAGCACGAUAAUGUUGAGGCUGAGCGAAGAAUAAAGAGAGAGAAGCUUGCGUACGCACAAGGAAGACAUGCUCGCGACGGACAUGUAGACGACGGCAUGGAGGUUGACUCUAUCAAUCCGGUGUUCACAAUACCAGCUACGCCUAGGAACACCUAUCAAUCUGUGCCUUCAGCAAAACGCAAAGGCCGCUCCAGUCACUCAGACCAGGACCUUCGAGCCUCCCCUACAAAUUCUUCCUCAAAUGGCUUCAAACCAUCGAAGAGGGCGCGUACACAGUCUCCGGAAUUGAAUCGACGCGAAGCGACCGAGAGACGAAAGGAAAGGGAACGAAAGAAAGCGGAGAAUAUCGCAAGACAAUCACAUCUACGGAAAGAACAGAGGGAGCGCGCGUUCAUGGAGGAUAUCCUGGCAGACAUUCCUGAGUUUUCUUCUCCAGCUAAUGAUAUACUUGAGGAGCAGGUCAACCAGGUUGAUGAGGAAGAAAUACGGCAAGCUGCGAUCGCCGAAUCUCGCCGAAAGCUCGAGGAGUUGGAACGAGACCGGCCAAUAUGGGAGCAAGCCGCACGCGAACGCGAAUCGAAACGCGCACACGAGGAAGAGCUGGAAAGAGAACGCAAAGUGGCGGAAGCACGCGAGCGUGAGGAACGGGAUCGGAUACAACGAGCGGAAGAUAUACGAAAGGCUGCAAUGGAGCGUAAACGACAACAGGCGGAAAUUAAUCGUCGCGCUCAGGCACAGAAAGAAGCUCAAGAGAAAUUUGAGAGGGAAAGACGAGAACAGGCUGAGGCUUGGAGGAGGGAAAAUGAGAAGAAAACCCGACAACAGCAAGAGAAAUGGUCUCGAGGUGCCUGGACGUCACAGCGAGCGCUGGAACGCUACAAGACUCUUUGCGAAACUUUCGACGCGACGAAGUUCUCGGCCGACGAGCCAUUGACUUUUGAGGCUGUACCAUGGCCUCUACUUGCAGCUCCGUUGACUUUCUCAGUUGAGGAUGUGGAUUGGGCGGGGGUGGAAAAGUUCUUCGAGACAGUGAAGGACCACAUGCGUUGGCAAGAGUAUAAAACUUUUGUCGAAAAGAGUCAUCGGAGGUUUCAUCCGGACCGUUGGAGCUCGAGAAGGCUUCUGAACACCAUUGAGGACGAAACGGAACGGAGUUCUUUGGAGGUCGCUGCCAACACGGUUGCUCAAGCGCUGACACCGCUAUGGCGAGAGGCUAGAGGACAAUAGAUGGGACACCGAUAUCUACUGUAUAUACUUUACUUAGUUUGACUACAGAGAAGUUAAUAAUGUUCCAAG
Molecule: messenger RNA, 2035 nt
Organism: Heterobasidion irregulare TC 32-1
Lineage: Eukaryota; Fungi; Basidiomycota; Agaricomycetes; Russulales; Bondarzewiaceae
Exons: 4
Coding region: 41-1966 (641 amino acids)
Biological process (GO): canonical NF-kappaB signal transduction
Source: RefSeq, a predicted model, not a curated record